Molecule: messenger RNA, 528 nt
Organism: Fonsecaea nubica
Lineage: Eukaryota; Fungi; Ascomycota; Eurotiomycetes; Chaetothyriales; Herpotrichiellaceae
Exons: 1
Coding region: 1-528 (175 amino acids)
Molecular function (GO): fatty acyl-CoA hydrolase activity
Source: RefSeq, a predicted model, not a curated record
AUGUCAGAAGCCAGCAAAGUAAGCCACCACAUCAAAGUCUUCCAGGUCGCGGACUUCCUCGCUCUACCGCUCCGCGACCGGGUCCUUCGUCUCGAAAAAGAAGUCCUUGACGACCCAGAAUACUUCGGUUUUGACACGCACUCGCUUCGAAACGCCAACCUGGAACUUCUCGAUGCGCAACCCAACUUUGUGAAAUGGAGCCUGGAUGUCGGGUCGGAGUUGUGCAACAAAUCUGGCAACUUGCACGGUGGCGCUUCGGCGACGCUGCUGGAUAAUCUGACGAGUACGGCGCUCCUGACGAUCGCGCGCCCGGGGUUCCUAGAUGGUGGACAUGUCAGCAGGACGAUCACUAUGAGCUAUUUGCGGCCAGUCCCGAUGGGCAGCAAGGCGAUUGUGGACUGUGAGGUUCAAGCGGCUGGGAGGAACACGGCAAACAUUGUGGGCAAGAUCUACGUAAACGACAAGCUCUGUGUUACGUGUGUGCACGAUAAAGCAGUCUUCCCGAGCCCGAAGCAGGCCAAGUUAUAG